This is a messenger RNA of Didymodactylos carnosus, 708 nucleotides long. Lineage: Eukaryota; Metazoa; Rotifera; Eurotatoria; Philodinida; Philodinidae. The record is from the annotation of a GenBank genome assembly.
AUGCAACAAUUAAAAGAUGAGCUAGAACAAGUUCGAGAUGAUUUAGAUAGAUCAAAAAAAGAUUUAGAUAAAGAACGUCGUGGCAGAGAAGCUGCUGAAGCAGAAGUUAGUCAGUUGGCUCGAAAAUUACAUUCACUUGAAGAGCAACUAGAAAAUACAGAAGGAAAAUUGACUCAAAUAACGAACAAAUUAGAUGAAACAUCACAUACCGCCGAUGAACGAGAAAGAUCAAGAAAAAUGCUUGAAAAUCAACUUAAUCUUGGCAGUGAUCGAACAGAAACGCUCGAAAUACAACUGAAAGAAUCAAGAGAUUUGGCAACAGAAUCAGAUAAGAAAUACGACGAAGUAGCGCGAAAAUUAUUAAUACAUGAAAAUGAAUUAGAAAGAGCUGAAGAACGUGCAAAUCGUUCAGAAACAAAAUGUUUAGAAUUAGAGUUAGAGUUAAAAAAUCUUCAUCAUCAAUUAAAAUCAUUUUUAGCUCGUAUCGAAGAUUCACAAAACAAAGAACAAGCAUACGAAGAUCAAGUUCGCCGAUUAUCACAACAUUUGAAAGACGCUGAAACACGUGCAGAGUAUUCAAGUAAACAAGUGCAGAAACUGCAACGUGAAGUUGAUACAUUAGAAGAAGAAUUAUCGUCUGAACGUGAUAAAUGUAAAACAUUACAAAAUGAAAUGGAACGAUGUUUUUCUGAUUUGCAAUUAUUAUAA